Molecule: messenger RNA, 6564 nt
Organism: Protopterus annectens (West African lungfish)
Lineage: Eukaryota; Metazoa; Chordata; Ceratodontiformes; Protopteridae
Gene: ATP9A
Product: ATPase phospholipid transporting 9A (putative)
Exons: 28
Coding region: 636-3779 (1047 amino acids)
Biological process (GO): phospholipid translocation; retrograde vesicle-mediated transport, Golgi to endoplasmic reticulum; endocytosis
Cellular component (GO): trans-Golgi network; plasma membrane; endosome
Molecular function (GO): ATP hydrolysis activity; magnesium ion binding; ATP binding
Source: RefSeq, a predicted model, not a curated record
AGAUGGGAUGUGACUUGGCUUUAGCAGGAGAGAGGUAGUAAAUAUGGCAGUUGUCAGGUGUAGGGAAUGUUAUUACUGUGAGAUAUGGCGCUGUUGGCAUUCGAAAAGAAUAUCUAACUGUAAAUAGACUAGUUUGUAAUGAAAUUUAAACAAAAAAAAAACUUAAACGUAGAAAAUCAUCACACAGGGAAAAUGAAUGACGUGCAGUAAUUCUUGCUGUAGAAGUGACUCUUACAAUAAUAUCAGAUGUUUUAUUCUUGUUUUUCCUAAAGGUAUGCAAUUCUGCUAAGGGUGCGUCUAACUGAACUGGCAAUCUGUCGGGACUGCAUCACUAAAGUUCCAGUACCUAUACAUUGUUUCCCGAGUACAGCUGGCAAAUCCCUGUGGACUCGAGAGCUUUGGUUAUAUCAUUUACAAGCUACAGCCUGUAAAACCACCCAACCCACUUACGCAGGGUUUUCGACAACAGCGCAUUCCCUGGCCAAGCAAUAGAAGCAGGGACAGGCCUAUGUUAUACAGAAUAGAAGCAUUUACCCACGCCCCUCCAACCAUCCGCAACCUCCCGAGCAGAUCGAACGAACGGUACAAGCAACCUUGGCGGUAGGGGCAAGUCCGUCCCAAACUGCACAAACAACAUGACGGAUAACAUUCCCCUGCAGCCUGUGAGGCAAAAGAAACGAGCGGACAGCAGGCAUCGAGACAGAUGCUGUGGCUGUUUACGGUGUUGUGGAAUGAGGGAUUUCAGACCCCGGACCGUUUGGUUAGGCCAUCCUGAAAAACGAGAUCAGCGACAUCCCCGCAAUGUAAUAAACAAUCAAAAGUACAAUUUCUUCACAUUUUUGCCAGGGGUAUUAUUUAAUCAGUUCAAAUAUUUCUUCAACCUAUAUUUUCUGCUGCUGGCAUGCUCCCAGUUUGUUCCUGAACUUCGACUUGGGCCAUUGUACACCUACUGGGUGCCCCUGGGCUUUGUGCUUGCUGUCACCAUUAUUCGUGAGGCUGUGGAGGAGAUCCGAUGUUUCAUUCGGGACAAGGAAGUAAAUUCUCAGAUCUACAGUAAGCUCACAGCUAGAGGAACAAUGAAAGUAAAAAGCUGCAACAUACAAGUAGGAGACCUCAUUAUUGUAGAAAAGAACCAGAGAGUUCCUGCUGACAUGAUCUUUCUGCGAACAUCUGAAAAGCUUGGUUCAUGUUUCCUGCGUACAGACCAGCUGGAUGGUGAAACAGACUGGAAAUUACGUUUACCAGUGACUUGCACACAGAGACUCCCUGUUGCAGCUGACCUGCUUCAGAUGCGAGCAUAUGUGUAUGCAGAAGAACCAAAUAUUGACAUUCAUAAUUUUAUUGGGACAUUUACAAGAGAAGACAGUGACCCUCCAAUUAACGAGAGCUUGGGCAUUGAGAAUACCCUUUGGGCCAGCACCGUUGUUGCUUCAGGUACUGCUGUGGGUGUUGUCAUUUACACAGGAAGAGAACUGCGUAGUGUGAUGAACACAUCUAACCCCCGCAGUAAGAUUGGACUGUUUGACCUGGAAGUGAAUUGCUUGACUAAGAUCUUGUUUGGCGCCCUAGUUGUUGUCUCCAUUGUCAUGGUGGGUCUUCAGCAUUUUGCUGGACGUUGGUAUCUCCAGAUCUUCAGAUUUCUCCUACUGUUUUCGAACAUCAUUCCCAUCAGUUUACGUGUGAAUCUGGACAUGGGAAAGAUUGUGUACAGUUGGAUGAUUCGUAGAGACUCCAAAAUUCCUGGAACUGUGGUUAGAGCCAGCACCAUUCCUGAACAACUAGGAAGGAUUUCCUACUUACUAACAGAUAAGACAGGAACACUUACUCAGAAUGAAAUGGUUUUUCGACGGCUGCACCUUGGAACAGUGGCAUAUGGAACUGAUUCGAUGGAUGAAGUACAGAGUCAUAUAUUCAGCGUAUAUACACAGCCAACUCAAGAACCUCCAUCCUCCAAAGCUAUGGCUGUAACAUCCAAAGUACGAAAAACCAUGAGUAGUCGUGUCCAUGAAGCUGUAAAGGCAAUUGCAUUGUGCCAUAAUGUCACGCCUGUUUAUGAAUCCAAUGGUGUGACCGACCAAGCUGAAGCAGAGCAGAGCUAUGAGGAUUCCUGCCGAGUGUACCAGGCUUCAAGCCCAGAUGAGGUAGCUCUGGUGCAGUGGACAGAAAGUGUGGGAUUAACGCUUGUUGGCAGGGAUCAAUCUUCUAUGCAGCUGAGGACACCUGGUGGGCAUAUUUUGAAUUUCACCAUUCUGCAGAUAUUCCCUUUCACUUAUGAGAGCAAACGGAUGGGUAUUAUUGUCAAGGAUGAAGCCACAGGAGAGAUCACAUUCUACAUGAAAGGAGCUGAUGUUACUAUGGCUGGCAUAGUUCAGUACAAUGACUGGCUAGAGGAAGAGUGUGGCAAUAUGGCAAGAGAAGGCUUGCGAGUCCUUGUUGUUGCAAAGAAGUCGCUCACAGAAGAACAGUACCAAGAUUUUGAGACACGUUACAUUCAAGCAAAGCUCAGCGUGCACGACCGCUCCCUGAAAGUAGCAACUGUGAUUGAGAGCGUAGAGAUGGAGAUGGAACUUUUGUGUUUGACUGGAGUGGAGGAUCAGUUGCAAACAGAUGUUCGACCAACACUUGAGAUGCUGAGAAAUGCUGGCAUUAAGGUAUGGAUGCUGACUGGAGACAAACUUGAAACUGCAACUUGUACUGCGAAAAAUGCUCACCUUGUGACAAGAACCCAAGAUAUUCAUAUCUUUAGACCUGUUACCAACAGAGGAGAAGCCCAUUUAGAGCUGAAUGCUUUCAGAAGGAAACAUGACUGUGCCUUGGUCAUCUCAGGGGACUCUUUAGAGGUAUGUCUGAAGUUUUACGAGUAUGAGUUUAUGGAGCUGGCCUGUCAAUGCCCUGCAGUUGUGUGCUGUCGGUGUGCACCAACACAGAAAGCCCAGAUUGUACGAUUACUGCAAGAGCGGACUGGAAAGCUAACAUGUGCAGUAGGUGAUGGAGGAAACGAUGUCAGUAUGAUCCAAGAAGCAGAUUGCGGUGUAGGUAUAGAAGGAAAGGAAGGCAUGCAGGCAUCUCUUGCUGCUGACUUUUCAGUGACACAGUUUAAGAAUUUAGGCAGACUGCUCAUGGUCCAUGGAAGGAACAGUUAUAAGCGAUCAGCAGCUCUGAGUCAGUUUGUGAUUCACAGGAGUCUGUGUAUUAGCACAAUGCAGGCUGUGUUUUCUUCAGUUUUCUAUUUUGCUUCUGUUCCACUCUACCAAGGCUUCCUCAUUAUUGGGUACUCAACAAUUUAUACCAUGUUUCCAGUGUUCUCCCUGGUGUUGGACAAGGACGUAAAAUCUGAAGUUGCCAUGCUUUAUCCAGAACUUUACAAAGAUCUUCUAAAGGGAAGGCCACUUUCUUACAAAACAUUUCUGAUCUGGGUGUUGAUAAGUAUUUACCAAGGGAGCAUCAUCAUGUAUGGGGCACUACUUCUCUUUGAAUCUGAGUUUGUCCAUAUUGUUGCCAUUUCCUUUACUGCCUUGAUUCUGACUGAGCUACUGAUGGUGGCACUAACUAUACAGACAUGGCACUGGCUUAUGAUCGUUGCCGAACUCCUUAGUCUUUCCUGCUACAUUGCUUCACUUGUCUUUUUACAUGAAUUUAUUGAUGUUUAUUUUAUUAUAACCCUGUCAUUCUUGUGGAAAGUUACUGUGAUAACCCUUGUAAGCUGUCUUCCACUCUAUGUUCUGAAAUACCUUAGAAGAAGAUUCUCUCCGCCAAGUUACUCAAAACUCACAUCCUAGAUGAAACAGCCACGUAAAACUGAAUGACAAGUGAGUUCUGCCUCUUCCUAACAGACAAGCAUCAUGGCACUGGAACCUGGGAAGACAGCUGAAUAUGGAAAAUGCAGUAAAUGGCACCUUCUACUGGGUACUAAGAUGAGUGAAUUGGACUCAGAACAUCAAAACAUACUAAUGCAGAAUUGUGUUUUUAGAAGGAUAAAUGUUAAUUGGCUUACUUGAAUUGUUUCAAAACAUGUAUAUAUUUUAGGGAAUUUAACAAGGGAUUGUCCUGACAGUGGCGUUUUGUGUCCAGGACACAUUUCUUAAACUGCUGUGGUAAACAGAGUUGUCCUUUUUUCAAAGUGUUUUGCUCCUUUAUAAUAUUCUCCAGCAUAGUCAAAGGUCCAUUGUGUGGCUGGCCUACUUUGAUGCUUUUGUAGAAAUACCUUAUGUGAGACGUUAUACAGAACAAUGACCCCCUCCCCACCAGUUUCUUGGAAUGAUUUUAACAACCCUCCUGGGGAUGUAGUGCCAAGGACCCAACACAUUUCCUUCUGCUUUUUAGCUCUUGGGAGCACUGACACACACACUGAGACUUGCUCUUUAGGCAGUAUUGAGUUUUAGCCUUGACAUUUCCUGUUAGAGAAUUAGGAAGUUGUGCUGUGCAAAAAAUGAAGUAUCAUGCAGAAUAUGAUGUAAACUACCAUUCUGUGUAUGCAGAAAGAGCCCUGUAACAGGAAGCCCAUGACUUUGGUGUGCCUCUAACACUGCGAGGGCAUUUGUACAGAGCAGCAGAUGUGCAUCAGCAGUCCUUGCCUAAAGCCAACUGGGAACGUGUUUCAAGGCAUCACAGUUUUAAAGUCACCAGCAAUCUGCUUCCUGAAGAACUUCGCUCAUGUAUAAAGUUGUAUUUAUGAAGUUUUUUUUUUUUCUCAUUUGGGUUCCUGUAUAUUAGUCCAGUAUGCCAGAGCUAAAUAAUUUUGUUUGAAGUAGUGAAGUGCAGAGUAACCCCAAAAUGAGAGCACUGAACAAUGAGGAAGAAGGGGACAACAGUUCAUAUACUUCCAGGUCAAGUCGGUCUUCCCUGGUAUACUGUAAACCUGUUAACUGUACCAGAAGCUUGCUGAUUCUUUGCAACUGAAUUGUAAAAUUGUAAUUAAAAAAAAAGUCAAAGGGUACAAGUUAGCUAGACUUUUGGAAACAAAAUAGAAGAAUGAUCUUUGUGGGUGAACAUUCAAAGUGGCAAAUCACUACAGCUUGAAUACGACUUUAACCAUGACUGUCACAAGCUCCUUUGUCUGUCCCACACUUCUGUCCAGCUGUUCUCCUGCUGAUCAGAGAAUGUUUCAUUUUGAUAGGCUGGAUAGAUCUGUAUUGGUUCAUCUGCUCUGCAGCCACAUAUAUCCAUAGCAUUUAAAACAAACUCCAUAUUAUCACUAGAAACCCCAUCCUACUUUGUGGCACUUGAACAGUAAUCACUAGAGUGUGUGACUCUGGACUCAGCUACCUAUUAAAACAAGAUAUUACUUGCUGGCAAAAUAUUGCAGUAUGAUUUGCACUGAUAAUCUAAAAAUCUGUGUUGAGUAGUUAAAACUUCUGUCUGAUUCUUAUAGCUCCAAAAGAAAAAGUUAAUGCAUGGCUGUGCUGUUUGCUACUACAAAGAUGACAUAUUGAGGGUAUCUGUAAGGCUUUCAGCUGUGAUCCAUUAAAUCCGGACUCGCAGAUGCCAAUUUCUUUAUUAUAAGGAUGUAUGUGGUACUGGAAUGUAUUAUGUUACUAACGUGUGUGUGUGUGGGGGGGGGGGGGUUGCUUUCCAACAACAAAAUGUCCUGUAGUUUAAUUUGGCUGACUUCAGUUUGAAUUCUGUUAUAUAAGUUAAUGCCAUUCCCAGUACACAUAUUUCUUUAAACAAUAUCUGCCAGUAAGGACUGUCUGGCCGCUGCUAAAUGAAAAACUAGCCAAGAAGUCUCUCAAAUAAAGUGGACAGCAGAGGAGCUGUGGACGCCAGAAUAUAUCAAGGUACAACGCCAAGUUUUAUUUCCAAAUAAAACUGCUGCAAAUAACAUUAAAGUUGUUACCCAAAACUGAGAAGCUGUUGUGUGAAUCAGCAGCCCUGCACUUUGUGUGUGUGUGUGUGUGUGGGGGGGGGGGGGGGUUGAUGCUGCAGACCUGUUAAUAAACAAUUAAGUGGACUAUUUUCAUACAAGUAAGCCAAAAGGCACAAGGAAAGAUAACCCUUUAGCUUUUUUGUAGUCCUGCAAUUAGAUACAAAAAUAAAGACUACAGAUUUUUUAAAUUCAUUAAAAUACGGUCGAGUGACCUUAAAGACAUGCAGGUAGGUGCGAGUGUGAAUUGGCGUGCCUUCUUUGAAGGUUGGGUGUCAGGCUGGCAACUCAGCACCAUAAAAAUCCACUGCCAAUCAUGAGCAGACCGGAGUUCCGCUGUGACGACCCCUAACCGGGAAAAGCCGAAAGUCAAGAAGAAGGUAGAGCACCAGGCUCCGGUGCCCAAGAGGUGUUUUGUUUUGCUGUCCUUUAUCAGAGCAUCAGUAUAUGCGAACAGAAUAUCAGCGAGGGUAAGGUACAUACAGCUUGCCCAUUAUGGCUCCCAGUUGCAAGUUCUCUAACUGAAAAAUUAUCAGUUGUGUAAGUUGGAAUAUAUAGUUAGUAGGAGUGUGGGGGACUAAUCCUUUCUAUUUUGGGGAUACUCCCUGCACAACAUUGACUUUCAGAGCUCACUGUUUUGGAGUGGAAUUCUUAUUGCUGGAUCGUAUACAUAUAUAUAUAUAUAUAUAUAUAUAUAUAUA